Molecule: messenger RNA, 1348 nt
Organism: Mycena citricolor
Lineage: Eukaryota; Fungi; Basidiomycota; Agaricomycetes; Agaricales; Mycenaceae
Source: the annotation of a GenBank genome assembly
GAAUGAGGUCCACGUGACGGGUCAUGUGCGCGCUCGCACGACCACCUUUCAUCUGCGCUUCAUUCACAAAAUUUCUGCAACGAUGUGUUAAACUGCCUCAUCACUUGAGUCUUCGUGUACAAUGCACACAGAUGGUGCACACUCCAUCUCUGGCGAUGACGCCGCCAUAAUGACUCUGCGUGAGGCGGUGAAAGAAAUCACCAUAGGGAGCUUCGCAGGCGUCGUCUCGGAGAUUGUCGAAUACCCGGCCGACCUUGCGAAAGUUCGCCUGCAAGCCCAACUCUUGACUCCGCCUUCAGAGACCAGGCAAUUGUUCAAGGGCCCAGUGGAUACCUUGGUAAAGACGUGGAGGAAUGAAGGUGUGCGAGGUCUAUAUCGGGGUUUGUCGGUCCCCAUCGCUGGGUCUAUGGCAGAGACGGCAGGCCUGUUCUGGUCAUACUCUUACUUUCAGAACUUGAUUCGCGUGCAAAAUUCAAUAGCAUCAUCGACGCCACUCACGAUACCCCAAGUAGCACUGGCUGGUGCUAGCGCUGGAUUUGUGGCGAGCUUCAUCGUGACUCCAAUAGAACUAGUCAAGUGCAAAAUGCAAGUGCAGCUCAUGAACACGACAACUAGCGCCCGUGUCCCGCCCAUCCACAGUGUACCCAAAUCCGUUGCUUCGCUUGUUCGGACACGACCCUCUGAAUCGCCUCUGUUCGACCUCAUUGUCAAGGAGAAGAGGCCACCGGGGCUUGUUUCCAUCGUCCGCUCCACCGUGGCCACCCACGGGCUAAAGGGUCUCUGGCUCGGGCACACGGGAACUAUCCUCCGAGAAACAGGCGGCACAGCCAGUUGGUUUGCAGUGAAGGAAUGGGUAGCCGAACGGCUGCUCGCACGACGGCUCGGCCCGGGUGUAAAGGCGGACCUGCUAUCAUGGGAAUCUGCUGUAUCCGGUGCAAUAUCUGGCGCGGCCUGCGUUCUCGCCCUGUAUCCCGCGGAUACAGUCAAGUCGGCUAUGCAGACUGAGGAGGAGCUGCUCUCCCAUCGGCGUUCUGCGGGUUACAAGCCCCGACCCCCGUCAUUCUACCGGACGUUUACGGAGAUGUAUACGAGGCAUGGUGUGAAGGGACUGUAUGCUGGGGGUGGGAUGACGAUGAUGCGUGCGGUGCCCAGCAGCGGCAUUGUGUUCGUCGUUUACGACGGACUUUCCGCUUGGAUUGGGUAGGGUCUUAUAUAAAUCUAGAUAAUGAACUUCCUUCUGUAGCUUUAGAUAUACUUAGUGUGAUAUACGUGUUGACUAAUAAUAGACAUCUCUGCUCACUUUCGAGAUUCCGGAACAAAGCUGGAAACAACUGAGUUGUGCUCGUGA